Microthlaspi erraticum is the source of this 690-nucleotide messenger RNA. The record is from the annotation of a GenBank genome assembly. NCBI's taxonomy places the organism in Eukaryota, Viridiplantae, Streptophyta, Magnoliopsida, Brassicales, Brassicaceae.
AUGUCCGAGACUAGGAAUGAAGAUUCCGGAGCAGGAAGAUCAGUGGAAGGCAAUUCAAAUGGACAAAGAAGUCAAUCAGAAGAAGCACUCGCGGAGAGGCAUUCGUCUGAUCAAGUCGAGAGUGGUACUCCUUCGACGACGUCACCCCCAAACUGGGACAUUGAUGAUGAUGAUGAUGAUAUUGGUAGUGACAACAAUCUCCCUGUGUAUCUGUGUGUUGCAAACUAUGAUGAUCUUCGUCCAGGUUGGAAUCAUUUUGCUCAGUUUACUGUAGCUGUGGUGAACACUGCUGAUCCAAAGAAAACAAAGCGUAAAGCAAAUUUCUUCGACCCGAAGGACUUUACAUCCACUUUAUUGAUGGAUGCGUUUUGUAGUGGGUUGAAGGCUCUGGCUCUUGAAGGUCAAACUAAAACUAGGCCAAGACUAACCGAUACCGAAGACUUUCCAGCUCCACUGGUUCGUAUGGACGGAGACAUGUUUGUGUUAGCUGAUGAUUUGCUGUUACUCUUAAAGAGGGCUGCCAUUGAGCCAUUUCUUCCAGAAGUUGAUAACGGUUCUCAAACCCCUACAAAGGAUGGGAUUGAUAUAGAUGCAGAUGAUAACGAAGCCACAGAGCGUGAUGAGAGGCGUUUAGCCGAGUUGGGUAGACUGACCGUAGAGAGAUUUGUUCUUCGACAUAUCUUCAUGUAA